AUGCCUUCAGCCAGCACGAAUAAGAGUCUUCCUUUACCAAGGCCAGAUCAGGUUUAUGUUACAAUCUCAGCAUUAGAUGGAGGACACUUGACCCUGCCAGAGCAAUUGUUUGUCACCGAUGCCGACCCCAACAGAAGGGUCACCGUGCCGUCUCUGUCGUUUCUUAUCCGACAUCCAUCAAGAGGCUCUGAACCUUCGACAAGACUGCUAUUUGAUCUCGGAAUGAAGCGAAAUCCAGAAGAAUUUCCGCCACUCAUGCAAACCCAUAUUCGCAAUCGACAACCGACCAUACUUUAUCCUGAUGUGGGCGAUUCUUUGCGUGCUGGAGGCUUGGAUCCGGCCGAGAUUGAGAUGGUAAUUCUAAGUCAUGUGCAUUGGGAUCAUGUCGGUACACCGGUAGACUUCAGUAAAGCCCAAUUCCUGGUCGGUGCUGGGACCUUGCACCUCUUGCGCCAUGGUGCAGGACCCCAUUAUCCAGCCGAGAUUUUUAUUCCUGACCUCUUGCCCGAGGAACGAACUCAAGAAUUCCCCCCAGCAAAUACACCAGCCGCAGACCCCGAGUUGGGGGAGGUUAUUCCUGACUGUGUUCAUGCCGCCCAGCAGUCUUCACAUACAUGGCAGCCUCUCGGUCCUUUUGCGUCUGCAAUUGACCUCUUCGCGGACGGAAGCGCGGCGACUGUUGUCAUGAUUCUCGCAUCCUAA
Penicillium pulvis is the source of this 702-nucleotide messenger RNA. RefSeq lists its product as uncharacterized. Lineage: Eukaryota; Fungi; Ascomycota; Eurotiomycetes; Eurotiales; Aspergillaceae. Bases 1 to 702 code for a protein of 233 amino acids. The record is from RefSeq and is a predicted model, not a curated record. The transcript is spliced from 3 exons.